UUCAAUUUGCCCAUCCCUGUCCCAUCCAUUCGCAGUCGAUCCCCGGAGAGAGGGCUAUGGGGGAUAGCAUAGAGGGCGUGUCGCUCCCAGCCGCGGCGGGGCCAGACGCUAGGAGGCGGCGAGUAACCUACUUCUACGAGCCCAGCAUCGGUGACUACUACUACGGUCAGGGCCACCCCAUGAAGCCCCACCGCAUCCGCAUGGCUCACAAUCUCAUCGUCCACUACUCCCUCCAUCGUCGUAUGGAGAUCAACCGUCCCUUCCCCGCCGGUCCCGCUGACAUUCGCCGCUUCCACUCCGAAGAUUAUGUCGACUUCCUUGCCUCCGUCACUCCUGAUACCCUCUCCGAGAACGCCUUCUCCCGCCACACCAAACGCUUCAAUGUCGGCGAGGACUGCCCUGUCUUCGACGGCCUCUUUGGAUUCUGUCAAGCCUCCGCCGGUGGAUCCAUCGGCGCCGCCGUCAAGCUCAACCGCGGCGACGCCGAUAUCGCCCUUAAUUGGGCCGGUGGUCUCCACCACGCCAAGAAGUCCGAAGCCUCCGGUUUCUGCUACGUCAAUGAUAUCGUGCUCGGUAUUCUUGAGCUUCUCAAAGUUCACAGGCGUGUUCUUUAUGUUGAUAUCGAUGUCCACCAUGGAGAUGGGGUUGAGGAGGCAUUUUAUGCCACAGACAGAGUCAUGACUGUGUCGUUCCAUAAAUUUGGGGAUUUCUUUCCGGGUACCGGGCACAUUAAAGAUACAGGAUGGGGGCCUGGGAAGAACUAUGCCCUGAAUGUCCCAUUAAACGAUGGAAUGGAUGAUGAGAGUUUUCGUGGUCUGUUUAGGCCCAUCAUUCAGAAAGUAAUGGAGGUUUACCAGCCGGAUGCAGUUGUUCUUCAAUGUGGAGCGGAUUCACUGUCUGGUGACAGGUUGGGGUGCUUCAACUUGUCUGUGAAGGGCCAUGCAGAUUGUCUUCGUUUUCUUAGAUCUUUUAAUGUGCCUCUGAUGGUCCUGGGUGGGGGAGGGUAUACAAUCCGCAAUGUUGCCCGUUGCUGGUGCUACGAGACAGCAGUUGCAGUUGGAGUGGAGCCUGAUAAUAAAUUGCCUUACAACGAAUAUUAUGAGUAUUUUGGUCCAGAUUAUACUCUUCACAUAGAACCAUGCAACAUGGAGAAUCUAAAUACUCCCAAAGAUAUGGAGAAAAUUAGGAAUAUGCUGCUAGAGCAACUUUCCAGAAUACCACAUGUACCUAGUGUACCUUUCCAGACAACACCACCCACCACACAAGUUCCAGAAGAGGUGGAGGAAGACAUGGAUCGGAGACCAAAAUGUCGCAUAUGGAAUGGUGAGGACUAUGACUCUGAUCCUGAUGAAGACGAGAAGCCUCGGCAUACUGAACCAAAUUCUGAGAUGAGAGAUGUAGUUGAUGAAAUGGAUGAAGAUAAAAGGGAAGGGCAUCCACCAUCUUGACAUUGAUGAACUUUCAUAGCUUCUAUAUUUCUGUUGCCUUUGGGUGAUUUAGCUGAGAUCGUAUCAUUUGGGCAUGAAGCAUUGGAAAUGGCACUGUACAAAUGGUGAAGUCCCUGCCCCACCCUCCCUUUUCUUCUUGCUCCUCUACCAUUUUUGUUUUGGGAAUUUCAAUGUAUCAGAGUCAGUUUACUUAUUAAAAAAAAAAAUUGUAUCAGAGUCACAGUUAUUAGGUUGAAUACUUGCACUGUGCAUAAUCAUAUGACAUUCAUCUUGAGGAUAACUCAAUAUAUAUUUUUUUGAUUACCCA
Juglans regia (Persian walnut) is the source of this 1755-nucleotide messenger RNA. Its product is annotated as histone deacetylase 6-like. Lineage: Eukaryota; Viridiplantae; Streptophyta; Magnoliopsida; Fagales; Juglandaceae. The transcript has 6 exons. Gene Ontology annotation, molecular function: histone deacetylase activity. The coding region runs from base 57 to 1448 and encodes 463 amino acids. The record is from RefSeq and is a predicted model, not a curated record.